Messenger RNA from Rhododendron vialii, 1614 nucleotides. Its product is annotated as large ribosomal subunit protein bL19cz-like. Gene Ontology annotation, molecular function: structural constituent of ribosome. The record is from RefSeq and is a predicted model, not a curated record. The transcript is spliced from 3 exons. NCBI's taxonomy places the organism in Eukaryota, Viridiplantae, Streptophyta, Magnoliopsida, Ericales, Ericaceae. The coding region runs from base 1219 to 1521 and encodes 100 amino acids. Gene Ontology annotation, biological process: translation. Gene Ontology annotation, cellular component: ribosome.
UGAAACCGUUUGUUUACAUUUUGAAGAAGCUCGAUAAAGGCCCAAAAACGCUUCCAAAUUCUUUAACUGGGUAUGUGACAAAAAUGGGUUUAGACCCAGUUCUGCCAUUUAUACAGUCUCGUGCUUCGGAUUUUCGCUAACAAGGAGUCAAUGAAGCAGUUUUGGGCAACCAUUACACAGAUGAAAGAACUAGGGUACGGUUCUUGGAGUUUUUAGGAAUUCGAAGAUGGGUAACGAUGUCACGGCUUGGAAAACUUUCAAGGGCCCCCCCCUCUACUUCUCCAAAAAUCGAGAUAUUACGUCAUGGAACCAUGCUCCCAAAGCAUCAUAGAGGGAACGCAUAGAAUGAUAAGUAAGCCAAGCUAAAGUAUUCUUUAAGCUCGUUAGUUUUGAUAGCCAAGCUUGAAAAACUCAUUACUCGGCUCCGCUUGGCUUGGCUUGUUCACAUGCCUAUUUAUUUCUGCAAAUAGCGUGACAAGAGACUAAUGUUUUAGCAAAUAUCAUUUGUUUCAUUCGAAUCUCCUGGGGAUUUGAAAACAGUUAUUUGGUGUCUCUGGUCUUUGUCAUUCCAUUUCAUUACUAAAUGUGGCACCUCUUGGUGACCAACUGUUUACCAUUUUGGUGUUGCAUUAAAAUGUUUCGGUUGAUUACCUACACUGCUAUGUUCCUUGGUGAGUUUUGUGUUUGGAAUGUUGAAUGGAAGAAAGAAAACAUAAUUAUCUGUUAUCUUUAUGUCCUUGGUGAGGUUUUUUUUUUUUUUUGAAUGGGAGGAAGAAAAACAAAAUUAUAAGUAUCCUUGUGAUUACUUUUAUCUGUAUUGUUGGUUUCUGUUUGUGAAGAAUUAGUCCGUAUUUCUGAUGUUUGUUAAUGUGUUCUGUCAGACAAAGCCCAGUGUCAAAACAAGCUUGCUCACAUCAUAUAAUACUGGUGGUAGACAUUCAGUCCCACUGUUACAUAGUGGUCCUAAGCCAGGUCUUGCUUACCAAUCUGUGGGACUACAAGCUUUAUCAGGCAGAUGCAUCUCCACGAUGGACAAUUCAGCCGACUCUGUUGCGCAGGAAGCUACUGCUUCUGUACCUGGUGUUCCUCCACGCAUCAAAUUCAUAAGGCUUGAUAAAACAGCCAAGCACCUAAUGCUGGCAUGCAUAUAUUUGUUACCUUUAUUUUAACAUAUGGAAGGAGCACGUUCUCUGAUAUGAUUAAGAUUUUUCGGUUGGUAUGACAUUUCAGGUUCUUGAUAAGGAGGCUGUGGAGGAAGUGAGGAACCAGAGAGAAAUACCAGAUAUUAGGCCUGGCUAUAUCAUCCAGCUCAAAGUGGAGGUGCCCGACAAUAGAAGGUGUGUUUCGAUCCUCAAAGGCAUUGUUAUAGCAAGGCGUAAUGCUGGUCUAAAUACUACAUUAAGACUAAGAAGGCUUGUGGCAGGAGUUGGGGUAGAAUCCCUCUUCCCCCUGUACUCACCCAACAUAAAGGAGAUAAAGGUGCUGGACAAAAAGAAGGUGAGGAGGGCUAAGCUUUACUAAGUGAGGGAUAAGAUGAAUGCUCUAAGUAAUAGCAAAUCUACAACUACAAGUAACUGGAGACCGAAAGGUGUAUGUAUUCAGGAAUGCUGGAGC